AUGCGGACUCCUGCCUUUGGCACCAUUUGGAGGAAACUGCCCAAUGGUGGACAGGUUUGCAGCCACACAGCAACAGCCAUACUGUCUUGGAGAGGUCAGAUGCUCUUUGUGGUAUGCGAUGCUGAGGAGAUGCUGGUCUGUCAUACAAACGUCCUGGUGUGCAGCAUGUCUUUGCAGUUCCCAGGAGAUGCAGGAUACAGGAGCAGCAGCAGACUAGCUGGCUUGAGGGUGGCCAACCUGUGCCAGCCUCCCCCUGCAUCCAGCCACAGGUCUGCCUGGGCUAGUGGUGGUGUAAGAAGUGCAGCAGCUCAGUUCAUGAUUAAAGAGUUUGAGCAAAACAACCCUUCCCAUCAGCAUCUCCAACUUGUUGCUUACCCCGGUUGGAUUUCCUUGUUGGCCAUUAGCAGUGAGUCAGCUCCAUUAGUUCCUGAAUGCUCACAGGAGGGACACCACAUCCUCCACAAUCCCUACUGCAGCACGAAGUUUGCCUCACUGGAGCUGCAGUGAACGGGAAUUCAGGGCCUGGUUUGUGACCACUCCUUGCCACCAGCAUGGUACCGUUUCAUGAUUGACAACAAGCCUGCAGAAAUGCCAACGAGAUGUGUUGAAAUGAAUAAAUGCGGGACACAAGCUCCGGUGUGGCUGCCAUUGAAGUCUGAAUCCCUACCAGCUCCUGGUGAAAGCAAGAGGCUGAUGGCCUGUGUUACCUGGCAGGCCUUCUUUGGGGGCACCAAAGGCUGCUGCUUGUUUCGGAUACCCAUUGCCAUCAGGAACUGUGGUGAAUUCUUUGUGUAUUUCCUGCAGCGUACUCAAGGAUGCAUGGGCUACUGCGCAGAAGUCAAACUCACAAGCCUGGCUUUGCAGCCCGUGAUAAGUCCCGAGCUUGCGCAAGGUCAUGUCUACCUGAAGUGCACUUUCAGCCACCCCUCCUCAAAGCCAUUGCUGCAGUACAUGGUGGUCUGGUCACGCCUGUCCACCUCUGGCAAAAACCAGCAAAUUCAGCGUGACACCACUCUGCAGUCAUUUUCCUAUAUAGAGAUGAACGGCAUAAACCUCAGAUUGGGAGACGCGGUCUUUUGCACUGUCACUGCUUUUAUGAGGAAUACUGCUGAGCAGCUGUCAUUGCCUGAGGAGAGCAAAAGUUUCUAUGCCGGGAUUAAGUUUUUACCAGAAUCAUUACAAAUUGCAGAGGAUGGCAAAGAACAUGAUUUGACCAUUCUGAGUGUUGUACCCUUUGUCUGUCCACAGCAUGGCAACUCCUGUAAAAUUACUCUGAAGCUAAGUGUUGAGGAUUUGGAUAGCCAGUUACUGGGCUCUCCAAACAUCGCCCUUUCAUCAUGCCAGGUGGAUCUGCUGCGGGUGCCAUGCUCGGAAAGCAGCUGUGCAGCUGCCGCGCUGACAGUGAUAGCCGUGACAGACUUUGCUCAGGAUGGGAACCGCAUGAGCCACAUCAGAGCUGAGCCAGUCGGAUGGAGGGAUUUGCUCUGGGGGGCUUACGCACCCAAUGAUGUGAAGGUCACAGUUUGAGACCUCCCAACAGGGAACUGCUACUCUUUCACUGAUCCACACUUUAUCACGUUUGAUGGAUGGCACUAUGAUAACUAUAAAAUUGGCACCUUCCUUUUGUGCCAGAGUGUGUUGAGGGCAUUUGAAGUGCAUGUUUGGCAGUGGGAUUGUGGAGGCCACCGCUCUGCCACCACUUGCAAUUGUGGUGUGGCUGCACGAGAAGGGGGUGACACUGUGGUGCUGGACACCUGCAAUGGCCAUUUCCAGGAGCCAGACAGACCCCAGUUAGCCAUCAGAAGCACUGAAGCAUCACCACAUGUCAAAAUCCUAAAGUCCUACAGAGGGAAAAAAAUAACAAUCCUGUUCCCUUCAGGAGCGUUUGUUCGAGCUGAUGUGAGCGAGUGGGGAAUGGGUCUGACAGUGAGGAUGCUGGGCAGCGACUUCAACAGCACCAGAGGUUUGGGUGGUCUCUUUGACGGGAUCAGUCACAACGACCUGAACAAUGUGCCUGAGGAAAACUUCAUAGAGGAGUGGAAAAUACCUCCAGGAAAGAGUUUAUUUGAUAAGACUCCAGCACUUUCUGAGGUGAAGGAAAGAAAGAAUUACUGCAGAUGUCAGAAGGAGAACACCAAGUCCAGAAACAUGCUGAAUGCCUUUCAGACACCCUUCCCACAGUCCUCUGGUUGCCAUUAUGGCCAUGUGGAUUACAGCUCUGCAAUCCCAUAUCUAGAUGUUACGUCAGAGUUUGUCACUCACUUAGAAAUAGAGUCUGCUUUAAAACAAGAUGAGAAGCUGUCGACCAAGUCUUUUGAUCAACGACAAGUGCCUAAAUCAGUCCAAAAGCGAGGUAGCCCCAAGGACCAAUUAAAACCUCUUGCACACAAUAUUUCCAUGAAAAGAAACAGUUCCAUUAAAUCUACCAAACCCACAAAAGCUCCAAGGAGAGCAAAAAGGCAAGAUAACUAUUAUGAAUACUCAACCUUUCACCCAUUGCAUGGCCCAAGCCAGAGAGACUCAGAGAGCUUUGCAUAUUUUUUCCAAGAGGAUUACUUUGAAGGGGAUCGGAUGAAGCUUCCACUGUCAUGGCCCACACCCAAUGGCCUAACAGCUGCCAAAGCUCUGGAGAUUUGCCACCAAAUUCUUGCAAAUUCCACCAUUGGCUUAGUUGAUAUAUGCCUUUUAGAUUUGCAGCUCAAAGAUGAUGUGGCUUCAGUGAGGGCACUGAUAGCCCUUUUGGAAAAUGAAUGUGAAAGAAGAGUACUAGGGAACAGAAACAGUGUGUUUCAUGUAGAAAACCAGCAAGAAAUCCUCACUAUCUUCUGGUGUCCUGCUUUUUGUAAUGGCAACGGACAAUGUACUGAACUGGGCUGCCAGUGCUUUGAAGACCACAGCUCCUAUGAUUGUAGCAUUGCCAAAAAGCAAGCUUUGGCAAUCACAAGCUUAGAGAAUGGGGUCCUCUGCAACAUCCAUGCCUCUGACUGCACCAGGAUUCGGGUGUUUGGCCUUGGCUUCAAAGAGUCACCCAACCUGCACUGCAAGGUCACCAGAUUAAUUCAUCUCAAUGGCAAAUGGAUAUCAAGAGACCAAGAAACCACAUAAGCAGAUUUUCUCAGCUCCAAGGCUGUUCACUGUGAAAUUCCUCUCCUGAACGUUACAGAGCCAGAGGCUGUGCACUUUGUGACUGGUGAUGAACCGUUCGCAAGAUGGCAAGUCAAAAUCUCUAACGAUGGCUUCCAGUACAGUAAUUCCAGAGUGCUGACCCUGUACAAUGCAGUCUGCCAGGCCUGCCAAUUCCAACCAACUGGACUUUGUAAAUUAAAGGAAAAUACUUGUAAUAUAGAUGGACUUUGCUAUGGUGAAGGAGAGUCAAGCCUUACCAGUCCUUGUCUUCUCUGUGAACCUGACAUUUCGAAGUUCACCUGGUCUAAUAAUGAAAACAGCCUGCCCCCUGUGUUCCAGGCCCCCUCCAGCCAGCUGCUGACAUUUAUUGGCGAGAAUUUUGUUUAUCAGUUGUUAGCAGUGGAUCCAGAAGGGUCAGCUGUGCUAUUCGUCUUAGAGGCUGGGCCACAGGAUGCCAGGCUCUGUCCUGCUGGCCUUCUUAUCUGGAAAGUUGAUUCAGAAGAAAUGCAGACCUUUGGAUUUGCUGUGCUGGAUGAAUGCAAUGCACAGAGAAGAUAUUCUAUUAAGGUUGGAGUGAAGCCCUGCAGCUGCCUCAAUGGUGGAACGUGUAUUACCAAUAUCAAAUGCCCCUCAGGCCUUGGUGAAUACCUGUGCUUAUGUCCAAAUGGAUUUGAUGGAGGAUUUUGCCAGGAAGAUAUUAAUGACUGCAAAUCAAACCCCUGCUGCAGUAGAACAUGUGUGGACAGUGUGGAUAGCUACAUUUGUAAAUGUCCCCCUAGUUUGGGAGGGCUUACUUGUCAGGAAGACAGGAAUGAAUGUGAUGAGGGUCUUUGUUUUCCUGGAGUGUCUUGUAUGAAUACCUUUGGAUCAUAUGCAUGUGGAAUUUGCCCCAGUGGGAUGGAGGGAAAUGGUAAAACUUGCAAAUCUGUGCUUGCUGCUGACAUUACAAAAGCUUUAAGCAUUGAAAAAGGCAAUGGCAAAGGUGACUUCAACAAGACUGAGGUUAAGCAACCACUGCAACUCUUAGAAGCAAAGGGUUCUCCUGUAAUUAAGACUUCUAACAUAAGUGAUAGAUCUGGCCAUGCAGCACAACUGUCACAUAUUACUACCUGUGCCAACAGGCCAUGUUUUCCUGGAGUAUUCUGCUUUGAUCGGAAACCCCCUUACAUUGGCUAUGUCUGCGGACGAUGUCCAGCUGGGUUUUUCGGAAAUGGUUGAACCUGUACCAAAGUCCCCAGAUCAGUUUCAAGAUCUUCGCAAAGCCAUGUGGAUUUUGCUGGAAGAAAUAUUGAAGAUGCUAAAGGCUCUCACCAGGAAGACAUUUUAAAGACAUCAAGACACAUACAUGCCUUUCUUUCCCAAACCCAAAUUCCAAGACAAGAAAGCACACACUUUCUGGAAAGAAACUCCACAGUUGUUAACACUCCCUCUCUUACAGUGAAAAGGAAGACUUCCCAAGCUCACACGCUGUCACCAGCAAAAACUGGUAUGGAGUCCAGAGCACCUGAGAAACAGUCUUUUCUUGAAAAAAGAAAUAAUACCCACACUUUCUUUCUGCACGAGGGGCCAGACCCCAGUGCAACAACUGUCAGUGUGACAACCCAUACCCCUCUUCAUUUUAAGCAAUACAAACCAGGUAUAACGCAGACUGUUCUUUCUCAUCACAACACAAAUGCAAGUUCAUUCUUUGCAAGGCCACAUGCUGUUCAGCAGCCUCGUUCCAUGUACAGGUAUUCUGCCAGGAGAUGGCCUGGUCGAGUCACAGUCUUGAAGACUAAACCAUCCCAAGACUUACCGACACAGCAGCAGAGAGCACCUCCUUUGGCAACCACUUCACCUUUCCAUUUAAUAGAUUCUUCCCUUGAUACAGCUCCCCUGACUGCUAGCAUCCCAGCAGGGUCAGCUCCCCAAGCAGGGCUUCCAGAACAGACCAUGGUAGCCAGAAAGGUGUACAACACAGUGAUGGAUCAUGUGAAACUGCCAAAACCCAGUGGUGGGAGGCAUCAGAAAGUUGUUUGUGCUAAUACACUAUGCUUUACUGGUGUGCAGUGCGAGCCAGAUGAAGAUGGAGGAUUUAAAUGUGGGCCUUGUCCCACUGGAUACAGCGGUGAUGGAAUUACAUGUGAAGUGCAGUGUGAUCCACCAUGUGAGAAUCAAGGAACUUGUGUAUCCCAAAAUACUUGUUCUUGUGCUUAUGGAUUUGUUGGUCCUCGAUGUGAAACAAUGGUGUGUAACAGACACUGUCACAACGGUGGGGUCUGUGUGUCACCAGAUGAGUGCAAAUGCAGAAACGGAUGGAGCAGCCCUUCUUGUGAAACAGCUGUGUGCAAUCCUGUAUGCUUGAAUGGAGGAAUCUGUGUACAUCCAAAUAUGUGUACGUGUCCUUACGGUUUCUAUGGGCCACAGUGCCAGAGAGCUGUUUGCAUUCCUCCUUGUAAGAAUGGUGGUCACUGGCUACAAACCAAUGUAUGCUCCUGUAUCCAGGGCUACACUGGAAGAAGAUGUCAAAAAAGUGUCUGUGAUCCCAUGUGCAUGAACGGGGGGAAAUGUGUACGCCCAAAUGUCUGCGACUGCCCAUCUGGUUGGCACUGUAAUAAAUCUGUUUGCCUGCAGAAGUGUCUGAACGUUGGAGAAUGUAUAGGUCCAAACAUCUGUGAGUGCUCUGGAGGAUGGGUAGGAAUGCUGUGCCAAACCCCACUUUGUGAGAAAAUAUGUCUAUUUGGAAGCAGAUGCAUAAGACCAACUGUCUUAUGCUGCAGAAGUGGCUAUACUGGUUCAGCAUGUGAAAAGAAGGUGAAUGACAGCCAAAAGAGGUGA
Molecule: messenger RNA, 5943 nt
Organism: Pezoporus occidentalis (night parrot)
Lineage: Eukaryota; Metazoa; Chordata; Aves; Psittaciformes; Psittacidae
Product: von Willebrand factor D and EGF domain-containing protein-like
Molecular function (GO): calcium ion binding
Source: RefSeq, a predicted model, not a curated record